Molecule: messenger RNA, 1320 nt
Organism: Babesia microti strain RI
Lineage: Eukaryota; Apicomplexa; Aconoidasida; Piroplasmida; Babesiidae
Product: conserved Plasmodium protein, unknown function
Exons: 5
Coding region: 1-1320 (439 amino acids)
Biological process (GO): regulation of transcription by RNA polymerase II
Cellular component (GO): piccolo histone acetyltransferase complex
Source: RefSeq, a predicted model, not a curated record
AUGGCAGUUAACUCUAAAUCUAAAAAAAAUUCGCGGGGAGUGAAGCCUAAAACUUUGGAUUUUAACAAGAAAAUCCAAAUUUUGCGCUCCCCUGAAGAUAUCGCCUCUUUUGCAGCUGAAAAGAAGUUAACCCCUGAAGAGAUUUCAUAUAUGGAGAAUGUGUUUAAACAGAGCCAUCAAGUGGUGCGCGAAAGUCACAAACCACACGUUAUCCCAGUACCUCCAUCAAUCGAGGAAUUUGAUACAAUUUUGUCUAAAUACAAAUUUACCAGACCAUAUGAAUAUAUCAGAUACUUACAGGAUAGGAUCAGAUCUCCUGGCAUUCGAUUGGAUGAUGGGUCGAUUGUACAUUAUAACAUUUUGUUUGAGGAUGAGAAAUUUUUGGAGAAUAUUAAAUCGAAGUUUGCUAUCUCAGACAUGGAUUUCUAUAAGUUGAUGGACAAAUUCGAUAAGAUGACAGCCACUGGGUCCUGUCGCAACUUUACACUGGAUAAGGCUAUUAAAAUCGCAAAGGAAGAGGGGCUCCACUCCAAUCCAUUUGUAGCCAGGGUUGUACAUUCCCACUGGAUGAAACGUCGCCUUGAGUUGGGUAGGCCAAUUAUACGCAGUUUGUGGCCAGCGACCAGCGCAACAGAUGUUUCCCCCUUGGCCGUCUUUAGACCCAGGCCUAAGGAGAAGAUGAUGCUUAGAAGGCCAAGAAGGAAUGGGAUUGAAACUCUCCACAAAUUGUUCAGACUUAUUGAUGGCUUUAGAAAGGUUGAUAAGCUGUUGAGCAAGAUCAGGCAAAGGGAUGAGAAGAAGCUGAUGAUAGCUGAGCUAAGGGCUGUGCUAUUUGACCAGAAAAGGAAUGAGGCCAUUGAUGAAACUUAUGUCUCACCCAUUUGGGAUAAUAUAAGAAAUAACAAAUUGUUCAAAUCGUCAAAGAGGAAGUCAACACAAGGAACCGCGCAGACGACACUAAAUGAGCAUAGCAACUGCAGUACCGAUAAUAGCUCGCACACGAAUAUGUUAUUGGUGCGUAGAAUUGGUAGGGGUGGUAGGAUUUGGAUUGACAGGAAACCCAUCAUUAUAAAUGAGACAAACAAUUUACCAAUUGAACCCUUCCCUGGUUCCAAUUCUAAAACUUUUCAAGAUCUGGACAAUAUAUCCUUGUAUUGCAUAUUCUCGCUGCAACGCUAUAGGAAGAAACAAGUUGAAAUAUCAGAGUUGGUUGAGACCAUAUCAUACAAUGAUGAUGCGGGUGAUAGUUUAGACUUUGGUAGAUCUAGUUUGGAGGAUGCCAGUAAUAAGAGGAAGAAGGUCAAGCAUCCAGAGACUUAA